UGAUAUCAUCAUUCAAUGAAGAUGGACACCGCAAAGACUGUCGCAGACGAGCUGAACCGUGGAUGUUACGCCGAAAGUGUUUUGAAGUACUUCUUUGACAAUUCGGAUGCUUAUGAACAAGGGCUCACUGAUUCUGAAGACGAUCUGAGCGACGAUGAAAGUGACAUGAUACGACUGAAUAAUAUCCCUAAUCUACAACUGAGCGAAGAUGAAGACGAAGACGAGGAAGAAUGUAUCGGGCUGGCGUCAAAUGAGUUGGACCCUAAGAUAUCAGAGGCUAUAUCGGUUGUAACAUUUGAAGGUGAUGAAGACAGAGAAAUGUUGAAAAUCCGAAACUUUGACUGUAAAUGCUUCACGAGGAAAAAGGAGAACUCUCUGCAUGGGAGACAGUCAUGUAGCCAGAAGCUUUCUCCAGACAUUAUGUACAACAUACGGCUGGAUUCUUUAGCUGCGGAAAAAGAGUGGCAGGACAUGCGAAUUAUUGGACAUUUAGAGGCAAAUAGACGCACAGUGCAAAGUUCGGAAAUGAUAACAUCCACAAAGAAGACACCGACAAAAAGAAGGUGUGCCCGAACGACUUAUUUCAUUGGAGGGAACGAGAUCUGCAAGAAUACUUUUCUGUUUCUUAUGGGCAUUGGGAGAGACACCCUGGCUGAUAUAGUCAAACACUAUGAGGAGAAUGGGGCAAGACCACGUUUGAGGAAGAAGCAUUCACUGCCACGUCCACCAGUCAGGUUCAUCAGCCCUGAGGACAUCAACAGAGUUGUGGACUUCAUAAAAAACUAUGCAGAAGACAAUGCCAUCUUGCUGCCUGGCCGACAGCCUGGGCAUAAGGACUGGCAUGUGAAGUUGCUGCCAACUCAUGUGUCCAAGGCUUCAGUGUGGCGUCUCUAUGUGAAGUCUGCUAAGGAACUUGGUGAGCGUGCUGUUUGUAAAACCAGCUUCAAAGCACUGUGGAACCGACUUCUCCCACACAUCAAAAGUUGCCGGCCGCGCACAGAUCUUUGCUGGCAGUGCCAAAGCAAUAACGAGCAGCUGAUACGAAGUGCAAACCUCCUAGAUGAAAGAAAGUCUGAAGCAGUAAAGAAGCAACAAGAUCAUCUUUCCCUUGUACAGAAAGAGAGGGCUGUAUACAACGAUUUGAAUGCUGCCUGCAGAAAAAUUUGCUCUGUCUCUAACCUGUCUUUUGGACCGUCCCUACCAGCUAGCAAGAAGAUUAGGAUGCAUUACAGUUUUGAUUUUGCUCAGCAGUUACACUUUCCCUCAAACCCUCUCCAGCCAGGACCAAUGUACUUCCUGACUGUCAGGGCUGAAGAAAGCAGGCAAAUGGAUCCCAGUGCGGAUAACAGAUAA
Molecule: messenger RNA, 1353 nt
Organism: Paramisgurnus dabryanus
Lineage: Eukaryota; Metazoa; Chordata; Actinopteri; Cypriniformes; Cobitidae
Source: RefSeq, a predicted model, not a curated record